Molecule: messenger RNA, 3160 nt
Organism: Chara braunii
Lineage: Eukaryota; Viridiplantae; Streptophyta; Charophyceae; Charales; Characeae
Source: the annotation of a GenBank genome assembly
CUCGUAUGCUUGCACCAUAUGGGUUGCACCACAUCCUUGCACAGGCGGUAAUAGCAAUUCAGACUUACAACUCUGGAUUUGUCUUAUGCCGAAUUUGCAGGUGCGCUUCCAUGAGAAAUUCCACGACAAGGGCGUUUACAACUGCAAGAAGGACCUUUGUGAGAUAUUCUCGAAUGGCUACGAGAUCUAUGUGGAGUUUGGGAGAAUCCAUGACGAUUGGAUUGACAUUAUGGUAUCGUCGCCCGGAGUUUCUGUUGAAGAAUCCGCUGAAUGGGUUGAUAAGAACAUUUUGGGAGCCAUUGACCAACUUUGCAGCGAGCCGACUGGUCUCCCAGGGGUGGAUCUGGUGACGAAAAUUCUGCGCCCCCACUGUUUGACAACAUCUCCGAUUGUUCCACGCAGGUAUCGGAGUGUCGAUCAGACUGUCACAGAAGAAAAAUUGAUCGAGGGGAUGGAGAGGGAGGAAUAUAAUUACAAUCAUUCCUGGCCUUCCAUUUGGGAUGAGAAGGGCCAGGAAAUUGUUCCACGAUCGUGUGAUGAUGCUAUGGCGCUGAUCAGACCGAAAACACUGGAGAGUCACCUAUCCAUUCAGAAGCAUGAGCUUCACAAAGUUUGUGACAGCUUCGAUGUAGUUGAGGGGAGCUCAGGACAAAGACAGCGAGAAUCCGGUUGCAAAAACAGCACUGCUAGCUUCGAUGACUAUUCUGAGGCACGUUUUGAAUGUGAACAGCCCACAGGCAAUGUUCAAGAGUUGGGUGAUUUGGUGACGAGGGGUGUUUGCUAUCUUGCUGGAAAAGUUGACCGAAAUUUCCGGUUCAUCAGUGAGCUGAAAGAAGAAGUGAAGAAUCUGCGGAAGGAGCAGAGUAAUGCGUUUACAAGACUCUGCAAUGCCCUGUCUAGCAUUUCCGUUUUUGCCAUUGAGCAGCACAGUCAUCGCCUUCCUCAUCGUGUUUACAUCACGGAGAGGAAAUCUGGCUUUCGCCAGAAACUGAGUUUUCUGAUUGGCUUGAAGCCAGUGGAGCUUCAUCUCAUGUGCGAAUCCAAAGACCGCUGCCAUGUUGUCGAUGGCCAGGAGGGGAAGAGGUUGUGUUUUCGGAACGAGGAAAGGCGGCAUGUAUGGACUCUCUUCAAGUGGACAAUUCUUACUAUGGCUGUGCUGCUGAAAACCGGCUGUGCAGUUUCCAUGGGGAUCCAGCAGCUUGUGCCAGACUUGGGUGGCGUGGCCAACUGGACAAGCUUUGUGAUUGGAGCAGUGGGGAACGCUGGUCUGGAUGUUGUAGACCUGGAAGACCUUAAGCAGAGAAUGAAUAACGUUGGAAAGGAUAUGUUCAAGGAUGACGGUCCGGAAGAUGCCGUGAAGCGUCAGCAAGCAAUGGACUGUCUGGAGAGAAACCUGGAAGGUGGGGCAACUGAGAUACGGGAAAGAUUUGGUCUCACGAGAGUGAAGUACAGGGACACAGGCUCGGUUGCCUGGAUCUGUACCCCCUGCCUUGAGAAGAGCCAUCUGGCUGUGGAGGUGCGCUUCCAUGAGAAGUUCCAUGACAAGGGUGUUUACAACUGCCAGAAGGACCUUUCUUACAUAUUUUACAAUGGCUAUGAGAUCUAUGUGGAGUUCGGGGGAAUCCAUGACGAUUGGAUUGACGUCUUGGUAUCAUCCCCUGAUAUUUCUGUUGCAGAAGCAGACGAAUGGGUUGAUAGGAACAUUUUGAUAGCCAUCAACCAACUUUGCAGAGAGCCGACUGGUCUCCCAGGUGUGGAUCUGGUGACGAAAAUUGUGCGCCCACGCUGUUUGACAACAUGUCCAAUUGUUCAGCGGAGGUGUCGUCGUGACAAUCAGACUGUCACAGAAGAAAAGCUGAUCGAGGGGAUGGAGAGGGAGGAAUAUAAUUACAAUCAUUCAUGGCCUGCCAUUUGGGAUGAGCAUGGCAAGGAAAUUGUUCCACCAUCCUGCGACAAUGCGACGGCGUUAAUCAGACCGAAAACACUGGAGGAUCACCUGUCCGUUCAGAAGCGUGAGCUGCACAGAGUUUGUGAGAGCUUCAAUGUAGUUGAAGGGAACUCAAGACAAAGACCGCAACAAUCUGGUUGCGAAAAGAGCACUGGCAGGUUUGGGGAUUGCUCUGAGGCACCACUUGAAUGUGACCACCCCACAAGCAGUGUUCAACAGGUGGGUGAUCUGGUGACAAGCACUAUACAUGAUCUUGCUGUAAAAUCUGACCAAAUCUUCUGGCACACGUCUGGUCGCGAAAACAGCACUGGCAGCUUCGGUGGUCGUUCUCAAGCACCAUUUGGAUGUGAACAGCCUCCAAAAUAUGCUCAAGAGUUGGCUGACUUGGUGCGUGAUGUGGGUAGAAAAGUUGACCGAAAYUUUCGGUCCAUCAGCGAGAUGAAAGAAGUGGUGAACAUUCAGAGGGAAGAGCAAAGAAAUGCAUUUGCAAGAGUCUSCAGUGCUCUGUCUAGCAUAUCUGUUUUUGCCACUGAGCAGCACAGUCAUCGACUACCUCAUCGCGUUUUGAUCACUGAGAGGACGCCUGGCUCUUGCCAGAAACUGAAUUUCCUGAUUGGCUUGAAGCCAGUGGAGCUGCGUCUCAUGUGCGAAUCCCGAGACUGCUGCCAUGCUGUGCAUGGCCAGAAGGGGAAGAAGUUGCAUCUUCAGAAAGAGGAAAGUCGGCAUGCGUGGACUCUCUUCAAGUGGACAAUUCUCGCUGUGACUGUGCUGUUGAAAACCGGCUGUGCAAUUUCCAUGGGGAUCCAUCAGCUUGUGCCAGACUUGGGUGGCGUGGCCARCUGGACAAGCUUUGUGAUCGGAGCAGUGGGURAUGCUGGUCUGGACUUUGUAGACCUGGAAGACCUCAAGCGGAGAAUGAAUAACGUUGGAAAGGAUAUGUUCAAGGAUGAUGGUCCGGAAGAUGCCGUGAAGCGCCAGAAAGCGAUGGACUGGCUGGAGGGAAUCCUGGAAGGCGGGGCAAGCGAGGUACGGGAAAGAUUUGAUCUUAGCAGGGUGAAGUACAGAGACACAGGCUCGGUAGCGUGGAUAUGCGGCUCCUGUCUCAAGAACAACCAACCGUUUGUGGAGGAAUUUUAGGUGCAGCUAUGCGACUAGACUGGCACAUGAGCCAUGUAUUCAAGAAGAGCCAGCUGUUUAUGCAGCUCCUGUCUC